This is a messenger RNA of Scaptodrosophila lebanonensis, 5232 nucleotides long. It is a transcript of the gene Gyf, whose product is annotated as GIGYF family protein CG11148. The record is from RefSeq and is a predicted model, not a curated record. NCBI's taxonomy places the organism in Eukaryota, Metazoa, Arthropoda, Insecta, Diptera, Drosophilidae. The transcript has 9 exons. Bases 262 to 5121 code for a protein of 1619 amino acids. Gene Ontology annotation, molecular function: protein binding.
AAGUGGCCAAAACAAACGCAUAGUCAAUAAAAUAAGUGAACAUCACUGUAAAAACUUGAAGGAAAUACCGACACAGAAGUCUAAUACCACGAUUCAAAAAUAAUAACUCAAAGUUAUCCUGUUCCGGGGUCUCGACAUCUUUCUUCUUACGUGUUCGUUCUUCGUUCUGCCAUUACCUACAUUGGUAGCUGAGAGUGCAGAAAGGAAUCAGAAUUCAUCUCGGAGAGCUGUAGCAAACAACGGUUGAUAAUUUAACGAAAAAUGACAGAUUCUAUGAAAUUCGGGCCAGAAUGGUUGCGCAACAUGUCGGCGGAACCUUCAAGCGCGAGUAACAAUGUGGCAGGUGGUGGUGUAGGCAGCGGCGGUGCAUCUGGGAGCGGCGGCGGCACAGCCAACAGCAGCUCCUAUUCAGCACACAACAGUAACAGCGGCAGCACCGGUGGCAGCAGCAACAGCAACAGUGGCGGACUCACGCCGGCAGCUAGGAACAUGUUCCCUGAAUACCGUUAUGGACGCGAAGAGAUGCUGUCGCUCUUCGAUCGGAGCUGUUCUCUACCCCAGAUUUUGCCGACAUUCAAGAAAUUGUUUAUAGACAAGGUGCAAUAUCCACUAGCCCUUACUCCUAGUUCAGAGGAUGAUGUUAACAGUCAAGCGCCGACCGCAAGCAGCUCGCGUCCCGCCUGGUUGCAGCGCUCAACAGGCGGAUUUGGCACGGUUUCGCGAGGCGCCGGACGUGGUGGUGCCGUGGAUCGAGGACGAAUGCGUGGCAAAUCCGUAUACCAUCCCAUAUUUCAAAGACCUAGUACUCUCUAUGACGAUGGAUUACCGGGGGCAUCGAUGAAGCCCGAACGUAAUUGGACUGAGCGCAAUGGCACUGGCGACACUUCGACGCUGGGCGCAGCAGCUGGUGGCCUAGGCAUGGAUUGGAACGGAACCCCGAGUUCAAGUCCGCGGAAAGAGUUCUCCAGUCACCAUCGGAACAUGGAGAACUGGCGCAGGAAUCGAAGCGAAGACGGUUCUGGUGAUGGGCCUACGGGAAGUGGUGUGUCCGGCACCGAUGGUUGGCGCAGCGGUGGUGGAAAUGGCGGGUUUGCCAACAGUAAUCAUCGUUGGGGUCGGUCAACGAGUUGGCGUGACGAGGAACCGGUACAAGGGGCUGGCCUUGAAGUCUCUGGCUUUGUAGGCGGCGUUAAUAUACAGCGUUCCUUUUCGACAAUUGGAACGGUCGGGCCAGAACGAAGUGGUGGCAAUAAUAAAAUGGCGACUGGUGCACCUAGUGGACGCCAGAUGGUCUCAAAGAACAACCAAUCCUGGUCUAGUGCCAAUGUUAGUGGUCCAGAUGCCGAGGACAAUUUGCCAGAAUGGGCAAUGGAGAAUCCCUCCGAGGUGGGAGGCACCUUUGACGCCAGCGGUGCCUUCCACGGCGAGAGCGGCGAUGAUGAGGGCCAUAAGAUCGAAAAUCAAUCACGCAAUCAAUCCGAUUCGAAUGUGUUAGAUGCUUCAUCAAAGGAGGCGUCGGAUGGUUUGGCGGCCACCGAUGAUGGCAACCCAAAAACAUCGUUUGACGUCGAACUGAGCACUGCAGACACAUCAAGCAACAGCCUGUCCGAGCCGCCUCAUUCCGUUACUCCUAAUAGCAACAAAGUGAAACCACCAGAGCAUCAUCCACCAAAUAUAGCCAGUGUCAAUAAGGAUUCAAGUGAGGCCAUCAAAAAAUCUGAGGAGACCAAAUUGUCUGGUGGAUUGCCCAGUGAUGCACCAGCAGCCCGGCCUCGACCCACUACGCCAGAACUGGCAACUACCGCACACGCCGUUCGGAGGGCUGGCGUCCACAAUGACAUAUCGGAUCGUUUCAAAGAUGUGGUUGUCGAAGUAGAGAAACUGCUGGACGAUGAGCAGAAGCUACAAAAUCAGAACGAUUGCUUCUCCGAUGGACCGCCCAUAGUGCCGGUAACAGCGGGGGGCAUUGGUGGCCGCUUUACCGAAUUGCCGGUACUGUCAGCCAUGAAUAUAAAACCAAAUUCGGGUCUGGAACCGAGUCGUCAACAACCCCAGCAUCCGGAUGCCGCAGCCCCCAACUCGGUACUUGGCGAGCUUGGGCAUCAAUUGGCAAUGCAACAACAUCUGCAUCAGCAACAACAUAUUAAUCCAACGGUAGUGCUGCCUCCGCACGUAAUGAAUGCCAAUCCGAAUGAUCUUUGGUUCUACCGUGAUCCUCAAUCAAAUGUACAGGGGCCAUUCAGUGCCAUAGAAAUGACCGAGUGGUAUCGCGCUGGCUAUUUCAAUGAAAAUCUUUCCGUGCGUCGCUUCUCCGACAGCCGAUUCAGACCACUCGGCGAGCUGAUAAAGCUCUGUCAUGGCAACAUGCCCUUCACGCACAGCCAUCUGCUGCCCUCGCCCGUGGAUCUGGAUGCCAUUCCGCUGACGCCGAAUAAACCAAUCCCGCUGUCGUUGAACGAUCAGCAACCGCAGUUACCACAUCCACGUAACGACGAUCAACUUAAGGCCAAUGUCACAGCCGCAGCAGACUCACUGGCCGAUGGCUUAAAGGGACAUGGCAUGAAUCACAUGGAUCUUUCCCACAACCUGACCUUGCGUUUCCAAAUGAUGCAGGAGCAAUAUAUACAGCAUCAGGAGUACCAGAUACAUGCUGAACUGUCGAAAAACGAGUGCUUUCAACGCAUGACGGCAGGUGAACGGGAGGCUUUAGUGCGUCGAAAGGUGCAGACGCUUGUGUUACCCGAAUAUUUAAGCAGUCUCAGUGGCUUAGGUAACUCAUUGGCGGCCCUAAAUCCUGUCGCUUGUGGCCAACUAAACGAUGCCAUUGUGGAGCAAACAAAAAAGCAACAACAGCAGCAACUUUUUGCCGGAGGCAACGGCGAUCAGCAGCAGCGUCAAGCUGGAAACUUUUUGGAGGCUGAUGAUUUCAUACUGAAAACCCAAAUGAUGCAUCAGCAAGCACAAGCUCAAGAACAAGGUCACCAGCAGGAGCCGGUGCCACAAAUGCAGAUGAUGAGUGAUGAGGCCAAUAAGCUGAAUAUUAUGAAUGAAUAUAAUUUACGGAUGCUUCUGCGUGGCGGCCCUAGCGCCGGUAAUUCCGCUGCUCCGCAGCCACAACCCAAACCGAAUUCGAACGAUUACAUAAACGAUUCACCACUGUUGAGUGCUCAGAGCCUUAUGAUGCCAAUGUGGAUGCCACAGCAGCCACAGCAACAACCACAGCCGCAGCCACAAAAUUUGUUGGUUGCCCAGCAACAGCAACAACUCCAGGCCGGACAGCCGUGGUGUGCCCCAACGGGCCAACUAGUCGGCUUGCCCAAUAAAGGCUUGGCGGGCACACUUUGGGAUGUGUCUGCUUUAGAAGAGGAGCAAAAUCAGCAGCUUUUGCAGCAAAAGCGACAGUUAAAUAUGAACGAUAACAAUUCAAAUAAUUUGGGCUUUGAGGCAGCUGCCCAAACUCGCAACAAUCAACGUCAGCCGAAGGAUGUGGCCGCUCUAAUGGGCCAGCCUCAGGGCGCAAUGCCGGACAUUGAGCAGCAGCAGCAUCAGGCGGGCUCCAAUGCACGGAAGGAGGACCAUGCACAGCAACAGAAUAAUCACUCCAAGCAGACGGUAAAUAAACCACAACAACAAAUCUCUGCACAUAAGCAGCAGACAAAGCAGUCAGAGGUGAAGGUGAGCGAGGAGGAACGCCGACGCGAGCAGGCUGAGGAGAAGCGCCGUCUCAAAGAGGAGCGCAAGCGGCAGCAAAUGGAGGAGGAGAAGCGUCGUGCCUUGCAAGCCGAGGAAGAACGCUACCGUCAGAUGCAGGAGGAGAAGGAGCGUCAGCAGCAGAUUCAGGCACAGCGCCGCAAGGCUUUGCUGGGCAAUGCUCCAGGAGCGGGCAACACCAGCACAACUCCUAAGUCGUCUGUUGGUUCCAAAUCAGAAUUGUCUUCGCGGUCGUCUUCUUCCAUCGCGCCCUGGUCAUUGCAGGCACCAAGCCCAAGCACCACCGGUCCAGGCUUGGCCGAGAUACAAAAAGCGGAACGCCGCGAACGUCGCGCCGACCAGCAACGCCAACAGGAACAGCUGGAUAAACAAAUGCGGGCUGCAGCCGCCGCUGCUGAUGCCAGCGAUGCGCUCUUAAAAUGGCAGGCAUCUCCAUCGCCGGCUCCAGUAAUGAGUUUAGCCGAGAUACAGGCCGAGGAAGCGAAGCGUCUAAGCUUGGAGCUUUUGGAGCAGCAGCGUCGUCGUGAGCUCGAGCAGCAGCAGCAGGCUGUGCUGAGCGCCAGUCUUGGCGUUGGUAGUGGAUUAUCAAACAUCUGGAGCAAUACCAAGGCGUGGACUACAACUGGUAAUUCCGUUGUCUCGGCCCAUAUCACUGGCUUCUGGGAUGAGCCAUCCACUUUCGGCUCUCCCGCGGGUAGUGCCGCAGCUGUCGUCGCUGCCGGUUUACAUGGGGCCCAGAAACCGCAGGCCAAGGGGGCUGUUUCCCCGGCCACACGCAACAUACGCAAAAGCCAAACGGUGCCGACAAUGCAGAACGCUUUGGCAAAGAACGCCGCCCCCUCCAAGGCUGUGGCUAGCGCUCAACCAGUGCAGCAGGACAAACAGGGGAAAGCGGCACCCAGCAAGCCGCCAAAGGCCGCCGAUGACAAGAAGGCUAAUGCUAAAGGCCAACAAGGAAAUGACGCAGCCGCCAACAGUAAGGUUAGCGAAUAUGAAAACGAGUUCACUAGCUGGUGCAUGAAGAGCCUGGCCAACAUGUCGGCUAAAGUAGAUGUCCCUACUUUUGUAACCUUUCUUCAAGACCUUGAAGCACCCUACGAGGUGAAAGACUACGUUCGCAUUUACCUGGGUGAGGGCAAGGAGUCUUCUGACUUUGCUAAGCAAUUUCUGGAACGCCGCAGCAAGUAUAAAAAUCUGCAGCGCGCACAAAACGCCCACAAUGAUGAUAUGUGCAAACCGGCUCCGGCCAUAACUCCAUCUGGUAACGACAAUUCUGAUAGCAAGAACAAGCAGAAGAAGGUCAAAAAGAACAAAAUGACCAAGAUGGACGCUCGAAUUCUUGGCUUUUCCGUUACUGCUGCUGAAGGGCGCAUAAAUGUCGGUGUUCGGGACUAUGGCGAUGGACCGUAACCACAACUGUUACAAAGAACAAGAUAAACUUGAAUUGAGAUGCAGUUCAACCCGAAAUUAAAACUGUUAUUAAUAAAACGCGUAUAUAUACGCUGAAUUGUAUUUUCAAAA